AGCGCCAGCAGCCAGCGGGUCUGCCUGGAUAGGCAGGUUUGUGCAGAGUCUCUCCAUCCUUUCUUUUGAAUUUCCUGCUGUCAGGAUGUUUUUCUCUGGCAGGCAGUGUGGCCAUGUUGGCAGACCUGAAGAACUUUUACUGAUGUUCAAGAUAUUUCUUAUCAUCAUUUGUCUUCAUGUUGUUCUGGUUACAUCCUUGGAAGAGAAUGCCGAUAAUUCCAGUUUGUUAUCACCAUCUGUUGAAUCAUCUUUUGUUGGUUUUGUCCCCUACACCAAUGGUACUCCAGAGGUUGAAACUACAAGCCUAAAUGAUGCUACUUCAAGUGUAUUAUCCACUUUAAACAAAACAGAAAAAACUAAAAUCACUAUAGUAAAAACCUUCAAUGCAUCAGGAGUCAAACCCCAGAGAAAUAUCUGCAAUUUGUCAUCUAUUUGCAAUGACUCAGCAUUUUUUAGAGGUGAGAUAAUGUUUCCAUAUGAAGAAGGCAAUGUUACCCAGAACCAAAAUACGGUUAAUGGCACCUUCUCUGGAGUCCUGUCUCUAAGGGAAUCGAAACGAUCAGAGCUAAACAAAACCCUGCAAACCUUAAGUGAGACUUAUUUUAUAGUGUGUGCUACAGCAGAGGCCCAAAGCACAUUAAAUUGUACAUUCACAGUAAAAAUGAAUAAAACAAUGAACAUAUGUGCUGUAAUGGUUGCUUUGAAAAGAGUAAAGAUUCAACCGAUGGAGCAGUGCUGCUGUUCUGUCGGGAUCCCGUGCCCUUCCUCCCCGGAAGAGUUAGGAAAACUGCAGUGUGACCUGCAGGAUCCUGUUGUAUGUGUUGCUGGUCAUCCAGAUGGCUCACUAUUUUCUUCUAGCAAUUCCAUCCCAGUUGUUCCUCGGGCCACCAUUCUGUCCCAGGUCUCCAGUGCCAUCUCUUUUGCUGAACCUCUAAAUCAUCCACCUGUAACCCAGAGCCCUCCCUCUCCAACACGAAUGAUUCACCUUCCUUCUCCCCAGCCUUCAGCUCCCCUAGCUUCCAGCUCUGCCAUUGAUAUGCCCCCCAGUUCUGGAACUUUCUCUUCCCCUAUGCCCCAAACUGAUCUUUCGCACACACUGCCACCUGUGAAAUCCUCACUUUCCUCUCCCACCACGUCUGCCCCUGUGAAUGUCAUCAAGACCAGCACGCCUCCUGACAAGACAGAAAUUGUUUAUACCAGCAGCAUCAGUGAUUCUGAUCUUGAGAACCAAGUGUCCCAGAUGGAAAAGGCUCUGUCCUUGGGCAGCUUGGAGCCUAACCUUGCGGGAGAAAUGAUAAACCAUGUCAGCAAACUCCUUCAUUCCCCACCUGCCUUGCUGGCUCCUCUGGCCCAAAGAUUGCUAAAAAUAGUGGAUGACAUUGGCUUACAGCUGAAUUUUUCAACCAAGACCAUAACUCUAACCUCCCCUUCUUUGGCUCUGGCCGUGAUCAGAGUGAAUGCUAGUAAUUUUGACACAACCACCUUUGCUGCCCAAGACCCUGCAAAUCUUCAGGUUUCUCUGGAAACACGGGCUCCUGAGAAUAGUAUUGGUGUUAUUACUUUGCCUUCGUCACUGAUGAGUAAUUUACCAGCUAAUGAUGUGGAGCUUGCUUCCAGGGUUCAGUUCAACUUCUUUGAAACACCUGCCCUAUUUCAGGACCCUGCGCUGGAGAACCUCUCUCUGGUCAGCUACGUCAUAUCGUCCAGCGUUGCAAACCUGACUGUCAAGAACCUGACAAGAAAUGUGACGGUUACCUUAAAGCACAUCAACCCGAGCCAGGAUGACUUAACAGUGAGAUGUGUAUUUUGGGACUUGGGCAGAAAUGGUGGCAGGGGGGGCUGGUCAUCGGAUGGCUGCUCUGUUCAAGACAGGAAGCCCAAUGAAACCAUCUGUGCCUGCAGCCACCUUACAAGCUUUGGCGUCCUACUGGACCUAUCUCGAACAUCCUUGCCACCUUCUCAGAUGAUGGCUCUGACGUUUAUCACGUAUAUUGGUUGUGGGCUUUCAUCAAUUUUCCUGUCAGUUACUCUGGUAACCUACUUAGCCUUUGAAAAGAUUCGGAGGGAUUACCCUUCCAAAAUCCUCAUCCAGCUCUGUACAGCUCUGCUCCUGCUGAACCUGGUAUUCCUCCUGGAUUCGUGGAUAGCUCUGUAUGACAUGCGAGGCCUCUGCAUUUCGGUGGCUGUAUUUCUGCAUUAUUUUCUGUUGGUUUCAUUCACAUGGAUGGGCCUGGAAGCAUUCCAUAUGUACCUGGCCCUUGUGAAAGUGUUUAAUACUUAUAUCCGGAAGUACAUCCUUAAAUUCUGCAUUGUUGGUUGGGGGGUACCAGCUGUGGUCGUGACCAUCGUCCUGGCUAUAUCCCCGAAUAACUAUGGCCUUGGAUCCUAUGGGAAAUUCCCCAAUGGCUCACCUGAUGACUUUUGCUGGAUCAACAGCAAUGCUGUCUUCUAUAUUACAGUUGUGGGAUAUUUCUGUGUGAUAUUUUUGCUGAAUAUCAGCAUGUUCAUUGUGGUCCUGGUUCAGCUUUGUCGAAUUAAAAAGAAGAAACAACUGGGAGCCCAGCGGAAAACCAGUAUUCAAGACCUCAGGAGCGUUGCUGGCCUUACAUUUUUACUGGGCAUUACUUGGGGUUUUGCCUUCUUUGCCUGGGGACCAGUUAACGUCACUUUCAUGUAUCUCUUCGCAAUCUUUAACACCUUACAAGGAUUUUUCAUAUUCAUCUUUUACUGUGUAGCAAAAGAGAACGUCAGAAAACAAUGGAGGCGGUAUCUUUGUUGUGGAAAGUUACGGCUGGCUGAAAAUUCUGACUGGAGUAAAACUGCUACUAAUGGUUUAAAGAAGCAGACUGUAAACCAAGGAGUGUCCAGCUCUUCAAAUUCCUUACAGUCAAACAGUAACUCCACGCACUCCACCACGCUGCUGGUGAAUAACGAUUGCUCAGGCCUUGCGAGCGGGAAUGGGAAUGCUUCUACGGAGAAGAAUGGUGUUUCUUUCAGUGUUCAGAAUGGAGAUGUGUGCCUUCAUGAUUUCACUGGAAAGCAGCACAUGUUUACCGAGAAAGAAGAUUCGUGCAAUGGUAAAAGCCGGAUCGCUCUCAGAAGGACUUCAAAGCGGGGGAGCUUACACUUCAUUGAGCAAAUGUGAUUCCUUUUUCUAAAAUCAAAGCUUGAUGCUUGAAAGUGAAAAUGUCCAAUUUUACCUUUUACACAAUGUGAGAUGUAUGAAAAUCAACUAAUUUUAUACUCAGCAACCUCUGGAGGAACAUAUGCUAAUUGAGGGCAAUGGUUAUUGGAAGAGGAAACCCAAGACAUUAUACGUGGUUUUUAGACAUUUGCCAUUUGGUUUUUUAUCCUUCAUUUUAAAAGAAGAUUGGGUUUAAACAACACAGUAAGAAUAAAGACUCGUUUAAAAUCAAAGUAGUUCAUUUCUAGCCGCAUUUAAAGAGGCUAAGUCAUCUAUGAUGAGGUCCUAUAAAGCAGCUGUUGGCUUCAGCCUGUUGGUGAGUUUAGUUGUGCAUGCCUUUGUUGUAAAUAAGCUAAAUUCUAGGGACCCACAUGUCAAAUAUCUUCUACAUUUUUUUUGUAUUUAUUUUCUACUGUGUAAAUUAAUUUCUUUGUAGAACCGUAGUUGUGUUAUUGUGUCUAAUGUGAUAAUUCAGAAAAUCCUUGCUGGCUCAGUUAAUUCUAAAGCUCCUUUUGGAGAUUAUAUGGGUUGUGAAAUACAGAAGCUUCACUGAAAUCAAGAAGUAAUGGUGCCAGCCAGAUUGGAAAAAAUGUACGCAGACAGUGCCACAAUUAGCUCAUAGAGUGCCUUUGAGCGAGCCGGAAAAAGGUGCCCCCAAUGGGCAGACACAGCCCGAGAACUCAUGGUUUGGCAAACAGAGUGGAGGCCCUAUGUUAGCCCCACUCAUCCUCUUGGGUGUACCCUUGUGCGGGGCCCGACGUGUACAACCAUAUGCGGCAUCCAGUCCCAAUACCCAUCUCUUGACCUCAUCCCUAAUCACCAGAUUAUGGAAUCUGCACCAAGAUGUUUCGCUUAGUACGCUGGCCACGGAGAGGGAUGGAACUGUAAUCUAGACCAUCUGUCAGGAAAAUUGUGAAUGUGGAGGAGAUACAAACACUGCCACUUCUCAAAUCCCCAGAGCCUUGCCGAAAAGGGGGGUAGAGUAGGAUUCCUUUUUAAAGGAGAUGCAUAUGAGGGAAAAAAAUCAUAUUGCUGUUCUUUAAAAGGUGACUGCAUAGUACUUUCGUUGUUAUGACUGGUACACUCUGGCCCAGCCAGACUAUAAUUAUUUUUUAAAAGGUGUCAGGUCUUGAAGAAUGUAUAGUGACAAGGGGGAGGAGCUGUUGGGAACGUGAACUAUCCCACAAUGCUAUUGUUUCCAUAUAUAUCAAACCCUGAUCGCUCCUAGUUACAGAGGGCUUAUCUUGCUUCCCGCCUAAGCUGCCUGAGCAAUGCCUCAAGUGUGUCCUGAUCAGGAACCUUGCAAAACCCUGUAGUUAGGUCUUUCACUAUGGUUCCCUUGCAUAUAUUUCAAGUGAAUGUUGUAUCCCCGACUAACCACAGUAAUAAUGUAAUACACCUCUGUGAGUGCUGAUUUGCCUUCGCAAUAUUUCUUCUCUGAUCUAUUUAAUUGUCUUGUAUUUAUGAAAUUGACAAAAAUGUUAAGAUCGCCGAAAUAAAUUUGUA
Messenger RNA from Ailuropoda melanoleuca (giant panda), 4690 nucleotides. It is a transcript of the gene ADGRG2, whose product is annotated as adhesion G protein-coupled receptor G2. Gene Ontology annotation, biological process: cell surface receptor signaling pathway; adenylate cyclase-activating G protein-coupled receptor signaling pathway. The record is from RefSeq and is a predicted model, not a curated record. Gene Ontology annotation, molecular function: G protein-coupled receptor activity. Gene Ontology annotation, cellular component: plasma membrane. The transcript is spliced from 29 exons. Bases 86 to 3145 code for a protein of 1019 amino acids. NCBI's taxonomy places the organism in Eukaryota, Metazoa, Chordata, Mammalia, Carnivora, Ursidae.